Molecule: messenger RNA, 2890 nt
Organism: Cuscuta campestris
Lineage: Eukaryota; Viridiplantae; Streptophyta; Magnoliopsida; Solanales; Convolvulaceae
Source: the annotation of a GenBank genome assembly
CGUUUUCUAACGAUGGCCUUCCGGUAACGUUCAUAUGAAUACGACAAAAGAACUGAGAUGAAUUGAGUCAGAUUUGGAACUGAAUUAAGAACAUAUGGUGAUCCAACCUCGAAUCCAAUGAUAAGAGCGGGCCGAUUCAGCUCAUGAAGCACAUGUUACAUGGGUAUUGAUCCAACCCCAUGAGCCAAGAUUUGGGAAUUUUGGAAAAAAUGGAUUCGCAGAACCAAUUUCAGAAAGUGACGGAAAUGGAGCUCAAAUCUCCAGACCUUCAAGGUGUGAUAUCUAAAUCUAUUGUUGCUGCUAUAGCUCCAGUGUGGGUAUUACUGCCAGGUCUACCCAUCCAUUUCUUUGAUAUGGCAGCACUGGCCCUUGUCUGCAAACCACUUGGCAAAAUACUGGGAAUUGAUCUAACUACUAAGAACAAAUCCAGACCACAUGUUGCAAGAGUCAGGGUGGAAAUGGAUUUAAUGGCUCCAUUAAUCCAUAAAUUGUUUAUUGGCACAUCCACAGUAGCAGGCAAAGAAGAUGAAGGCUUCUAUCAGACUGUUGAAUAUGAAAGAAUUCCAUAUUACUGCUCUAGGUGCUUCAAGCAAGGACACCCUGCUGAAAAGUGUAAAUUGGAAGAGGAUAAUCAUUAUGCUGCAGAAAAAAUGAGGAAGGGGAAACAUAUACUGACAGAGGAGCCACCAAAUCAACUUAAACCUACUAGGCGUGGGAGAAGUAGGAGCAGAGCCCCACCCUCUACUCAACACCAGCAGAUGGUUUAUGUUCCUAAAACCUUGGGUCUUAAUACUCAACCUUCACAGUUAUAUGAAGGUCAAACAUCCAAAGGGCAAAACACUGAAAAGAACAAAACUGACCCAAAAAAGAAUGACUUCCAGGUGGUACACAAAAAGCAGUUCCCUAAGCAAAUAGCAUCUCAUUCUAACAAAACCUCUCCUGCUAUAGAAAAUCACAAUGCCAAAGAGCCAGAACCAGUUGCCUUGAAACAAUUUGCCUUGACACCAACUAUUGGCCUCAUUCCUAAACCACCUACUCAUGAGGGGCACAAACACCCUGCUUACUCCCAACCUUUGGAUGUGUUCAACACUUUUGAAGUUCUGCAGCAAUUAAAUAUGGAACACCCUAAGGCCUCAGAGUUUCAUCCCUCUACCAUUCCAGGGGGUAGGGAGGAAUCCAAAUCUAAAACACUUGAUGAUAGUGGCAAGGCUUUUCCAAUUCUGCCUAUUGCUGACCCUGAUCAGACUUGUGGCAUGAAUUCUUCAGCAAAUACUAUCCCCUCAAAUAAAGGUGUUCCUCUUGCAGAACUGGAUCCUGGCCCCAAAUCAGGUGAGGAUGAUAUUGAAGAAGUAUGGUCUGAUGAGGGAUAUGCUAGCCCUAUUGGAGAUGAUGAUUUCUUUUCUUCACCCAUGUCUGAAGAUAAAUCUAAGAACAACAUAACUGAAAUUCCAACUGAUACUCCAGCUGCCAAUACAAGGAAAGGAGCCUCCAAAACUAAACCCCCUAAGCCACCUACUGGGAAGAAAUCUAGAAAGACCAGAACUCCCCCCCCCCUCCCAAAACAGCUCAUUAAUGGAUUCCACACUUGUGUGGAAUGUAAGAGGGUCUCCUCCAGAGGAUCACUCGAUAGAUUACACCAUCUGGUUCAAAAGCUUCAUCCUCAUAUAGUCUGCAUUAUUGAGCCUUUUAGAGAUGCAGAAUUCUGUGCUUCCACUGGAAAAAAGAUUGGUUUUAUACAUCACCUUGUUGGAUGUCAAGGCAAAAUCUGGAUAUUCUGGAAGGAUACCUACUCCAUUGAUCUAUUAACUAAUGAAGACCAAGUAGUCUUUGUGAAAGCUACUCAGCUUUCUAGCUGCAGAAAUAGUGUUAUUGCAUUUGUCUAUGCAAAAACAAAGAGUUGGCUUAGGAAGGACCUCUGGAAUUCAUUAGUUCAGUUUGCUCAGUCUCAUGACAAUGCUACUCCCUGGGCUGUGGUUGGAGAUUUUAAUUGUAGUUUACGUCCUGAAGAAAAGCUUGGUGGAUUACCCAUGUCUCUUUCUGCUAGUUGGGAUUUUCAACAAUGCAUCAUGGAUUGUGGUCUCCUGGAGAAAGCUUGGGGAGUUAAUGUGACAGGCCCACCCAUGUUUCAACUCUAUGCCAAACUUAAAGCUACUAAGUUGGCUUUGAGUAAAUGGAAUAAAGAGGUCUUUGGUAAUAUAUUUCUUAAACUGGAGGAACCUGAAGCAAAUGUACAACAGGCUGAGGAAGUAUACCAACAGGAAGACAGUGAUGAGAAUCUGCUCAAGCUAAAAGCUAUUACAGCUCAAUAUACUCAUCAGUUGCACCUUGAGGAAAUGUUUUGGAAACAAAAAGCUCAUAUCCAAUGGAUUGAAGGAGGGGACAGAAAUUCCAAGUAUUUUCACUCUUUGGUCAAGGACAGAAGAAGGAAGCUCUACAUACAUAAAAUCAAAGGGCAGGAUGGCCAUUGGAUUGAGGAUCAUAAACAGAUUUCUAGCCAGGCUAUUGAUUUCUUUCAAAAGCUCUUUUCUGAGGAAUCAAGAGGCACGAUUGAUUAUUCUUCUUUAGCCUGUAUCUCUCCCAGGAUCACUGAUGAAGACAAUCAACAGCUUGUGGCCUCUCCUUCCUUGGAAGAGGUAAAGGAUGCAGUGUUCUCUUUAAACCCUAACAGUGCUGCAGGUCCGGAUGGCUUCACUAGCCAUUUCUUCCAAAAAUGCUAGGACAUUAUACACUUGGAGAUUUUUGCUAUGGAUGGCAAGGGAGGUUGCUUUCCUUUGGAGGUAAACAGGUUUUGAUUAAAAGUGUCCUACAAGCUCUACCUGCCCACCUUUUCUCUGCUGUGGAACCUCCCAAGGGUGUUUUGGCUAAAAUGGAACAAAGUUUCUCUAAUUUU